UGAAAGUAAACAAAAUUGUAAAAUAAAUAAAAAUAAAUUUGUAAAUUGUUUAAAACAAUUUGUUUUUGAUAUUUAAUUAAAACACAAAUCACACUAAUUUUAAAUUAGAAACUAAGAAUGUUUGUUAUGUUUUUUUAAAAAUUAUGUUUUCCAAUAAUUUGGGUAAUUUGGGUAGAAUUUAAGGAAUUAAUAUUGAAACUUCUUGAGUAAAGGCUUUUAGCAUGUCUUCAUUAAAUAAACCAUUGCCUUAAAAAAAGUGCUCUCAGGGCUGUUCAAUCGUUUAAAUAAAUAAGCUGGCCAGUAGUCUAAACGAUUCUGAUACAAGCCAAUAGCGUAAUCAAAACGAUUUCAGUCAGCAAAUGCGAUGGAAUCUUAUUCUCUUGAGACAAUGACGAAUUCUAAAACGGAAGACAAUAACCACAUUAAUAAUUUCUGUGAAGAAGACCAACAAGAGUUGGUCGAUUCAAAAGAACAUUUCAGAGAUCUAUUUCAAAACCAACAACUUAGCCUUAACUCCACCUGUAAAGAUGGCACUGCAGAACAUCCAUGUGACCAUAACGAGCAAUUGAAUGAUCUCGAUAUCAAAAUAACCAAAUGCAUCGAACAAAAUAACCAAACCCAUUUGAAACUCGAAGGUUUGAGAAAAACUGUGGAUAUACUUCUCCAUAGAAUGGGAUUAAAUGAAGAAAAACCAUUUGACCAUCCAACUGAAGCUAAUGAUGUUGAUGAUGGUCGUCAAGGAAAUGAGUUUAAAAUGUCCUCCAAAUUGGACAAAGUCGAUGGGAACAUUUCAAAAUGCAUUUUAUCAAAUGAAUUGACUCAUUUGAAAAUAGAUAAUUUACAAAAAUCAUUAGAUUUGAUUUUGAAUAACAUCGAAAAUUAUUUACUAAAUUCUGAAGCAUCAGCAGCGGUAGUGGAGACUUUUGCUGAAAAUGAAAAUUAUGUUGGUUUUCGUUUUCCUAUUUCCACUGUAAAUGAGCUUAAUCGACUCGAUGAGGAACUACAACAGAAUGAUGACCUGAUAGCAAAGCUGAUUAAUAAAUUUACCAAAAUCGCUGGCGAUUCAGGCAACAAAUCUGCCAGAAAAGUUGGUGUCAAAAUUAUCGAGAGAAUAAUAUCAGCGAGAUUGUUAACGAAGUUCACGUGGACAGGUCGAACAAAUGGAACCAAUAAUACGAAACUACCCUUUAUAACAUAUUCCUCAAUUUUCCAUCUCUGUCUUCAAGUUAUAUCGAAAGCAGAUCGAUCGUUCGACACAAAAGCGUGUGAAAACUUUUUAAAAAACAACGUUCUAAAACAUAGUUCUAUGAGACUUUCACGAAAAUUUAACAAAAAAAAGAAGCCCAAGGAAGACAAAAAUUGGUGUUCUUCUUCCAAGUCGGAGAUGCAAACGCCAUCAAAAAGGAAAAAUAUCGUCAAACAAAAGUCAGAUACAGAUUUUCUUCCUCUUCAGGAAGAAAUUAUUGAUUCCAAGGAAAAUAUAAGACAUUUACUUGAAGCACAAAAAGAAGAACCGAACAAUAGUCCAGAAUUGGAAGAAAAUUCAUUCCCGAAAAAAUGCGACCAUGAAGACAAACUCAACAUUUUGGGCACAAAAAUCUCAUAUUGCAUUGAUUCCAAUACAAAGUUUCAUUCAAAAAUCGAUAAUAUGCAAGAAACUUUGAAUGCAAUUCUUAAUAAAAUUUCCAAACAUAAUGGUUGCGAUUUAACUCAUAUUCCUGUUCCUGCUCCAUCUUCUUUUCUGCCCUCUGACAUAACUAAUGAUGAUUUGGAAUCAUUUUAUUUUCCUAUUACAACAGUUUCCGGUUUGCAGAAUCUCAACAAAAGACUUUCAAUGAGUGAAAGUUUUGAAGAGAAAAUGAUUCGAAAGUUUAUGUCAGUUGUGGGACACACCAGUCAUGUUUCUACACAAAGAUUUGGACUUGAAGUUGUUGAAAGUGUUAUCUCACCUCAGUUGCUUAUGAAGUACUCGUGGACUGGACGUUCAAAAGGAAUAAAGCCAAAAUUGGCUUUUAUGAAAUACAAAUGUAUAGUUAGCUUUUUUCAAAAAAUUAUUGCAAAAAUUGAUAAACACUUUACACCUAAGGAAUGUAAAGAUUUUCUAAGAUUAAGUGUUUUUAAGUAUGUUAAUAUAAGAGUUGCUAGAACAAGACGAAAAAUCAAAGUACCUUUAAUUGAAUACUAUUCUGACCAAGACAAUAAUCAAGAAUUGAGUACGAUGACGACAUCAAAUGGUAUACUAAAAGGUCCAGAUGAAGAUUAAUCAUAGGAAUAUGAACAUCGUUCUGCUGUUGAAUUGGCUGAAGCUAAUUUAGCGUCGUAACAUAUGUAAAAAAACUAUCUGAAACAUAUAAAAGUGAAAUAAAUAUUUUA
Eupeodes corollae is the source of this 2373-nucleotide messenger RNA. RefSeq lists its product as uncharacterized. The record is from RefSeq and is a predicted model, not a curated record. Lineage: Eukaryota; Metazoa; Arthropoda; Insecta; Diptera; Syrphidae. The transcript is spliced from 4 exons. The coding region runs from base 365 to 2263 and encodes 632 amino acids.